This is a messenger RNA of Lathyrus sativus (Indian pea), 447 nucleotides long. The record is from the annotation of a GenBank genome assembly. NCBI's taxonomy places the organism in Eukaryota, Viridiplantae, Streptophyta, Magnoliopsida, Fabales, Fabaceae.
AUGUAUGCAAGUGAAAGACAGUUAUCACGCCUAAGAUUAACAUAUCUAAAAGCAGUUCUAAGCCAAGAGAUAGGAGCUUUUGAUACAGAAUUAACAAGUGGAAAAGUCAUAACUGGAAUAAGCAAGCACAUGAGUGUUAUACAAGAUGCAAUUGGUGAAAAGUUGGGUCACUUUACCUCUAGCUGCACAACUUUCUUUGCCGGGAUUGUGAUCGCCGCAAUAUCCUGUUGGGAAGUAGCACUUUUGUGUUUAGUGGUUGUCCCUCUUAUUCUCAUAAUUAGAGCAAGUUACACUAAGAAAAUGAACAGAAUCUCGAUUACGAAAUUGUUUUACCAUUCUGAAGCCACGUCUAUGAUAGAACAGACCAUAUCACAAAUAAAAACAGUAUAUGCUUUUGUUGGGGAGGGUUUGGCAGUCAAAUCCUUCACAGAGAACAUGGAUAAAUAG